GGCGGGCUGGGGCGGGGCCUCCUGCGGGGAUGUCAGGCCUGGCUGGCAGUUUCUGGAGGCCGCAGAGGGGCAUUCCGGCGUGGUCACUGCGGGGCGCCCGUCCGGUCGCGCCUUCAGACCCAGGGAAGAGCUGGCGAGCGGCCGCGGGAGCUCCCGCCGGGCCAGGACUCAGACCUGAAGCCCAAGGCCACAGUGCCUCCAGUAAACCAAGAGCCGGGGAGGGCAGGGGGCUGUCUGACCCGCUCUGUGCCCCGCCCCUGACCCAGCCUGAGUUGAAAUCAAGGACCAGCUGCCAUUCAACUCCCCACUGCCACUCUGUCCUCUCGCCUCCAUCCAUGGCGCCCCUGCUCACCCUGUUCCUCAUGGCCCUGGUGGGCCUCCCUCUGGCCCAGGCUCUGGACUGCCACGUGUGCGCCUACAACGGCGAGAACUGUUUCAAUCCCAUGCGCUGCCCGGCCAUGGUCACCUACUGCAUGACCACACGCACUUACUACACACCGACCAGGAUGAAGGUGAGCAAGUCGUGUGUGCCCAGCUGCUUCGAGACCGUGUACGACGGUUACUCCAAACAUGCCUCCACCACAUCUUGCUGCCAGUAUGACCUCUGCAACAGCGCUGGCCUCGCCGUGCCGGGGGCCCUGGCCCUGGCCCCCAUCCUCCUGGCUACUGUCUGGGGUCUGCUCUAAAUCCCUGCCCCCCACCAAGACCCACUCAAGGACGGAGUUCUGAGAGGCACAGCCCUACCUUUUCACCCUGCGUCCCCCACCCACCUGGUGCCCUCCCCCCAGCCACACCCGGGACCGUCAGCUUCAGGACUCGUCAGC
Messenger RNA from Acinonyx jubatus (cheetah), 824 nucleotides. RefSeq names its product Ly6/neurotoxin 1 (gene LYNX1). The coding region runs from base 30 to 686 and encodes 218 amino acids. The transcript is spliced from 5 exons. The record is from RefSeq and is a predicted model, not a curated record. Lineage: Eukaryota; Metazoa; Chordata; Mammalia; Carnivora; Felidae.